AUGUCGCUGCCCAGCCUCGAUGAGCUUGAACAACUCCCGGAGAUUGAGAAACAAUGGGCGGUCAAGGCCAUGCACCAUGCGGAAAUUUAUUUUAGACUGAUAUCAUCGGUUGAUACCCAGAAACUUCGUUUGACUCCUAGUGAUGAGGAGAUAUAUGAGGACUUCAAGAGUUCUUUUCCCGACUUCUCAAUAGACGUGGUGGACGAAGAAACGAUGAAAUCAAACGAGGGAAAGGAGAAAUGGAGAACAUGGAUGGAGAAGUACAAAGAUAAAGUUGAAGAUUAUAACUUUGGCACUUUGUUAAGAAAAAAUGUGAACGACGAUUAUACAGAAGAAAAUACCAUUUUUGGUGAGUCUCCCCUUGAGAAAAUUCUCGAACAAUAA
Acaulospora colombiana is the source of this 384-nucleotide messenger RNA. The record is from the annotation of a GenBank genome assembly. NCBI's taxonomy places the organism in Eukaryota, Fungi, Glomeromycota, Glomeromycetes, Diversisporales, Acaulosporaceae.